ACAAAGCUCGCCCCCUUUCAGUCCCGUGAAAAGCCCUGGGCGCUCCCAUCCCCUCUGGACCUGGCCAUGGCACCUCCUUCGCCUUCGAGCGCGGCUCCCUGGAGGAACUUGUCUUCAGAGGAGCUGGAGAAGCAGUACUCACCCAGCAGAUGGGUCAUCCGCAUGAAACCAGAGGAAGUUGUCGGGAACUUCGUGCAGAUAGGAAGCCAGGGAGCUGGAGAGCCAGCUGGAAGGAGUACUAUGCUCUGGCUGCCCUUCCAGAGGACCAAUGUUUGUUCCUUGCACCCACGUGGCAGCCCACAAUUGUCUGUAGCUCCAGCUCCACAGAAUCUGACAGGACCUUCUGGUCUCCUCAGGCACCAGCCAGCCACCCAGAAGGCCCGGGCCACCAGGAGGAGCCAGCUGCAUGUCCCCUAUGGAGAUGGUGCAGGGGAGAAAAUGGAUAUCUACUUUCCCGAUGAGGAUGCCCAGGCUUUCCCGCUCUUCCUGUUCUUGCACGGAGGAUAUUGGCAGAGUGGAAGUAAAGAUGACUCGGCCUUCAUGGUAAACCCGCUGACGGCACAGGGGAUCGUGGUGGUGAUAGUGGCUUAUGACAUUGCACCCAAAGGCACACUAGACCAGAUGGUGGACCAGGUGACCCGCAGUGUUGUGUUUCUACAGAGGCGCUAUCCAAGCAAUGAGAGCUCACCUGGCUGCCUCGGUGCUCCUGGCCAGCUGGACCAAGCACGGUGUCACACCCAACCUCCAAGGUUUCUUAUCAUUUGUCAAAACAGGAUAUCAGGCUUUCUUCUGGUCAGUGGAAUCUACGACCUGGAGCCCCUCUUAUCUACCUCCCAGAAUGACCCUCUGCGCAUGACCCUGGAAGAUGCUCAGAGAAACAGUCCACAGCGACACCUGGAGGCGGCGCCAGCACGGCCCGUGGUUCCAGCCUGCCCUGUGCUGGUGCUUGUGGGUCAGCAUGACUCCCCAGAGUUCCACCGGCAGUCCAGGGCGUUCUUCGAGACACUACGCCGUGUGGGAUGGAAGGCCUCUUUCCAGCAGCUGCCUGGUGUGGAUCACUUUGACAUCAUAGAGAAUCUGACCAGGGAAGAUGACGCGCUCACCCAGAUCAUUUUGAAAACAGUCUUCCAGAAGCUGUGAGGACACCCGCUCCCCGGCCUGUAUGCACCUCAGAGAGCCUCCAGAAAAGAGGUUCACCUCACACUGCCUUGCCUCUCUACCUGUACAGUCUCCCUGCUGUGAACACAAUCUCCUCUCCUGCCAUUCCUCUCCCCGCCCAGAUGGAGACCCAGGGAAAGCCUGCAGAUUGUCACUGGGAGAUGCACACAGCCACCACCUGGCCAAGUCUGCUCCCCACCCCCACCUGCUUAGUGGGGGGAGUGGCAAUCAACUUCUGUCUGGCCUUCUGUGCCAGUGAGCAGCAUCAGUGUGGACUGGCUGGAGCUGAGGCUGGAGCUCAGUGCUGGGGUUCUGACCAGCUCCUGCUGCAAGAGGGGCGGGGUGGGGAGAAGGAAUGAAGACAGACACCGGUGUACACCUGAAUCCCAGCACUGAGGCAGGAGGAUUGCUUGUGAGUUCAAGACCAGCCUGGACUACAAGGCAAGACCCUGUCUCAAAAACAAAAAAGGACUGAAGAGAUGGCUCAGCGCGUCAGGGUGCCUGGUGCAGAGCCUGACAACCUGUGUUUGGUCCUGGGGACCCAUAUGGAAGGAAACAAUCAACUCCCCCAAACUGUCCUGUGGCUGCUGUGUACGUGUGUGUACCUUAGCGCGCGCACACACAUACAUAUACAUGAUGUUGGUGAUAAAAAGAGCCCAUGUUUGUGCCUGC
Apodemus sylvaticus (European woodmouse) is the source of this 1830-nucleotide messenger RNA. RefSeq names its product arylformamidase (gene Afmid). The transcript has 12 exons. The record is from RefSeq and is a predicted model, not a curated record. Gene Ontology annotation, molecular function: arylformamidase activity. The coding region runs from base 67 to 1140 and encodes 357 amino acids. NCBI's taxonomy places the organism in Eukaryota, Metazoa, Chordata, Mammalia, Rodentia, Muridae.